Setaria italica (foxtail millet) is the source of this 691-nucleotide messenger RNA. RefSeq names its product zinc finger protein ZAT8. The transcript has a single exon. Bases 87 to 515 code for a protein of 142 amino acids. The record is from RefSeq and is a predicted model, not a curated record. Lineage: Eukaryota; Viridiplantae; Streptophyta; Magnoliopsida; Poales; Poaceae.
UAGCUUGCUUGUCAUCAACACACAUGCAUGCAUCUGUCUGACCUAGCAAUAAGCACGUGCUAGUAGUAGACGUGAAAGCAGGAAACAUGGCCACCAGCACUGCAAGGUCGACGGCGGCGGCGGCGGACUUGCUGCUCUACCUCUCGCUGUCGACGGCGAGCAAGGUCAUCGCCAAGAAGGGAGGUGGUGGAGGCGGCGGCGCGUUCCGAUGCCGCACCUGCGGCCGCUGCUUCCGCACGUUCCAGGCGCUCGGCGGCCACCGGACCAGCCACAAGCGGCCCCGGGUGCGCGCCGACGGCCUCGAGCUCCUGCUCGGCGCGAGGCCCGGCAAGGGAGCCGCCAGCGACGUCCACCGCUGCAACACCUGCGGCAUGGUGUUCGCCACGGGGCAGGCGCUCGGCGGCCACAUGCGACGCCACAGGGCGGUGCCGGAGACGACGGCGACGGCGACGGCGUUUGGCGAUAGCGAGGAUGACGCGGGCCACCUGCCCAUUAAGUUAAUCGAGUUCAUAUGAGUUGAACCAUCGAUCGAUCAGUAUCAUCAUCAAAUUAGCUAGGUUUAUUUGGUUUGGAAGUGGUUGCAUGACAAAUAAACAUUUCCAUUAGGCAUCAGCGAAUGCGCAUAUAUACGUCACAAGGUUUUUUUUUCAUGGCCAAGAUUAACGUUCACUAUUGGAAAACUGAUUAUUCA